CAAGAAAACGUUAGAAAGCAUUUAUCGCAGAAACGUUCUUCCCCUCUUUGAGGGACAGAACCCUGCGUCCCUCUCUCUCUCUCUCUCUCUCUCUCUCUCUCUCCAGCUCACGCCCCUUCUCUCUCUCUCGAUUCUCACUGCCGGCGCUGUGCAGGUUCUGAUAGCACUGUUGAAUCAGCAGGUUCUGAUAGCACUGUUGAAUCAGCAGGUUUUUGAUGCUUCGAUCUACACAUCAGGUUCACCAGCACAGGCGCUAGAUUAUGCAGCAAGAAGCUGGGAAGAAAGAAGAGGGAGAAAUAGAGAGCUAGAGAAGAGGUGAAUAAAUCGUUUACCGGUUUGCGUCAAAGUGUGAGCUGCUCUCUCUCUUACUAGGCAACCAUGUUAAGGAGGUUCUUGACUUCGCAUUCUCCCCUUGGUCGUCUCUCUACCUUCUCCCCACUACAGGCUGUCCCACCUCCUUCCUUCCCCAGUCUGGCUCGCUCUUAUGGCCUUAUCCCCAUGGUCAUCGAGCACACUUCUCGUGGUGAGCGUGCCUAUGACAUCUUCUCCCGCCUUCUCAAGGAGCGCAUCGUCUGCAUAAAUGGUGCCAUCACUGAUGACACUGCUUCUCUUGUUGUGGCUCAACUCCUCUACCUUGAGUCCGAGAACCCCGCAAAGCCCAUUCACCUCUACAUCAACUCUCCAGGUGGUCUGGUUACAGCUGGUCUUGCCAUUUACGAUACUAUGCAAUAUAUACGUUCUCCUGUCUCCACCCUCUGUGUCGGCCAGGCUGCUUCCAUGGGCUCACUUCUCCUAGCCGCGGGCUGCACAGGAGAGCGCCGUGCUCUUCCCAAUUCCAGAGUCAUGAUCCACCAACCCUCUGGUGGGGCAUCGGGCCAGGCCUCCGACAUUGCCAUCCAUGCCAAGGAGAUCCUCAAACUCAGGGAAAGGCUCAAUGGUAUAUAUGCCAAGCACACAAACCAGCCCAUUGAUCGCAUUGAGACGUGCAUGGAUAGGGACUUAUUCAUGUCACCGGAGGAGGCAAAGGACUUUGGUCUCAUAGAUGAGGUAAUUGAACACCGUCCAAUUUCUCUUGUCACUGAUGCUGUUGCUGAUUCUUCGUCCUCGAAGAAUGGAGAAGGACGUGGUGGAGGAGGAGAAAGUGAGAGUGGAAGUGAUGGAAGCAAGGAGUGAUCUUAGUAGCUGUUCCUCUGUGUUCCUAACCUAGAUACCUCUUCACUGGACAAGAGGAUCUCUCUCCCUCUCUCUCCCUCCACAGGUAGACGGCGCAUUUAGGCACAGAAAUACACUACAUUUGGUCAUUUUUGGAGCUUUUGAUGUUGUUUUGUUAUAUUUCUGGGUUUUAAGGUGUCAUGGAAAAAUGGAGGUGAUUGGUUUUGUGAAUUUGGCUAAUUAUGGAUGUCUGCCCUUAGAGGUGUUGUCUUUACCAUAUUCUCCUUCUUUACUUCCCCAUUAUUUAGAAGCACAAUUUAAGGAAUGGAACUGAUGAUGAUGAUUUUAUUGGUCAUUCAACAUAAUUUGUGGGAGCGGUGAGCUCAUUACACAGAUUGAGAUCUAAAGACCUUUCUAUUGUUUUUAGUUGAACAACUAACUCUAUUAAUGGUUCAUUUUGUUCGAUUA
Molecule: messenger RNA, 1620 nt
Organism: Nymphaea colorata (pocket water lily)
Lineage: Eukaryota; Viridiplantae; Streptophyta; Magnoliopsida; Nymphaeales; Nymphaeaceae
Exons: 2
Coding region: 379-1173 (264 amino acids)
Biological process (GO): protein quality control for misfolded or incompletely synthesized proteins
Cellular component (GO): endopeptidase Clp complex
Molecular function (GO): ATP-dependent peptidase activity; ATPase binding; serine-type endopeptidase activity
Source: RefSeq, a predicted model, not a curated record